Molecule: messenger RNA, 5745 nt
Organism: Macrobrachium nipponense
Lineage: Eukaryota; Metazoa; Arthropoda; Malacostraca; Decapoda; Palaemonidae
Product: serine/threonine-protein kinase Nek8-like
Exons: 25
Coding region: 329-4018 (1229 amino acids)
Biological process (GO): protein phosphorylation
Molecular function (GO): protein kinase activity; ATP binding
Source: RefSeq, a predicted model, not a curated record
UGGACGUCUAGGUGGUGCGCUGAUUAUCGUACAGCUGGCACUCUCUAUGAAGUCUUCGUUAGCAACCGAUGUAAACAAACGGUUUCCAGGUAUCCUAUCCUUUGGGCAGGCCAGAGGCAAACACUGUGAAGGGGCUGUUACUAGAGCAUGUGUAGUGUAUCGCCUACGUGAUAACACCUUUAAAAUCAACUAGUUUAGUGUUAUAACGAAACUAUACAUAUAAGAAUACGGGAUGUGGAUUAUGGCUAGAUCCCCGCCAAAUCCACACGGGGAAGGAUAAUUUGAGACAGAGCAUUCGAGUGUUUUCUCCGAAUAGAAGGAGCCGCAAAUGGACGCCCCAGUGACAGCUUCGUCGCCCUCGAGGGCUCGUCACGCCCUAGGAACCCCAGGGAGUGACAAGUCACACCCCCACAGCGGUCCUGGGGAGAGGAUUAAGACGCCCCCAAAGGAAAGAUGGCGACUCCUCCUCGUUUCGUCAAGGGCGAGGCACGUAGGACCCGUGGCUCAAUCCAUCCUUCCGGGAGUCCUGUUGGUAACCUUCAAGUACGAGACGUCAACUCUGGAUCAUAUUCUUGGCCAAGUGUCAGCAGCUCUGGCAGGAAGGAAAGUGGAAUCCAUAGCCAUCGUCCUCCAUGGCUCCGAGGUCCAGCUUCAUCUCUGUGGACCGGGAGAGAAGGUCCUCAACACUCACACGUCCUCGGAGCAAGUCUCCGUCAGGGAGUUCUUCAGUACUCUGGUCAAGAAUCACAUCGAUCGGUCGUUCAUGAACGCCCGUCUCGAUUUCCUGGCCGCCCACCCCGCCCACAGCGAGCACGGGGCACAAAUAGCGUCUUCCUUGCACGCCCUUCUCGAUAUCCCCGUCACCCUAUCAAAGGACCUCGAGGGAUCGGACGUGGAAGUAACGAGGUGGGGACCGGAGGGGUCCGUCGCAGUAAAACUCGGGGACCUCUACUUCAACCCGAAGAAGCUCAAGGACGCCCUCAAGACGGCGGGCAAUGGCGUGAAGAAGAGGGUUAAGGAUAUUGAUAACGACUACGAGAAGAUUCGCACGGUUGGGAAAGGAGCCUUCGGAGCAGCCGUGCUCUACCGGAGGAAGGCAGACGACACCAUGGUCAUUAUUAAGGAGAUCAACAUGUUGGAACUCUCAGCCUCCGAGCGACAGAUGUCGUUGAACGAAAUCAACGUCUUAGCCAUGAUGGAUCACCCCAAUAUAGUUAGCUACAUGGACAGCUUCGAACGUGACACGGUCCUGUACAUUGAGAUGGAAUACGCCGAUGGAGGCAGCUUAGCCCAGUUUCUGACUCAGCAGGUAAAGAGAAUCGAAGAAAGGGAGAUCCUGGUGAUAUUUCACCAGAUAGUGGCAGCUCUUCGCUACAUACACGAGCACCACAUCUUACACAGAGAUCUUAAGACUGCGAAUAUAUUCCUGACGAAGGCGGGCGUGGUUAAAGUGGGCGACUUCGGUAUCAGCAAGAUGAUGAACACAAGGUCCGCCCACGCCCACACUGUGCUAGGAACUCCCUACUAUAUCAGUCCAGAAAUGUGUGAAGGAAAACAGUACGACGAGAAGAGUGACAUCUGGGCCUUGGGCUGUAUCCUGUACGAGAUGGCGUGUUUGCAGAAGACCUUUGAAGGGUCGAACUUGCCAGCUCUCGUGAACAAGAUCAUGAAGGGCCAAUUUGCUCCCAUCAAGGGUAACUACUCCCCGGGUUUCAAACAACUGGUUCGUGAUCUACUUCAGAGGGACCCAGAAUUCAGACCUACAGCUGCCGAGGUUCUUUCUGAGAGACUCCCAGAGCUGCUGGCGCAGUUCUCUUACGAUGCUCUUGGCGUAGACGAGAUCGACGAGGAGAUCAAGCAGUCUAUUGAGGCUGCUAGGCAAAGUCAGGCUUCCAGGUCAUCUCGACCUCCAAGGUCGGUCGUUUAUCACAUGAAGGUGUAUUCGUCAUCCAUCAGCCUGUCUCCCGUUCCGCUUCCGCCAAGGUUAAGGGUCAAAGAGAUGGCUGUCUCUAACACUCACGUGGUUAUCCUGACAUCCGAGUGCCUCGUCUACACGUGGGGUGAGGGCAAGAAAGGUCAGCUAGGUCACGAGAGCCUCGAGGCGUGGCGAGGCCGACCUACGGUCGUCGAGGCUCUGAAGGGGAAGGCUAUCACCCGCGUCUGCGCGGGAGACGGGUUCUCGAUUUUCGCCUCAGACAAUGGCAUCGUCAUGACCUGUGGUGACGGGACUUCGGGUUGCUUAGGUCAUGGUGACUGGAACAGCUCUACAAAGCCUAAGUUAAUAGAACGUCUUCUGAGUGUUGACGUCGGAGCCAUUAGCUGUGGCAGCCAGCACGUCGUGGUUGUCGGAGGGGAGGAGGGAGAUGUCUACACCUGGGGCAGGGGUGAAGGAGGUAGAUUGGGCACGGGGCAAGAGGAAGAUCUGUGUCUGCCGACGGAGAUCGAGAUUCCUGAAGAUGUCAUGGUAACGAACGUCAAGUGCGGAGGAGACGGAACCAUUCUCAUCACUGACCAAGGCGCCAUGUUGGCUUGUGGAAGGAACACCAGGAAUAAACUUGGACUGAAUGAAGGCGGUGGGCUCUUCAGCAUGAAGUUCAAGGAAGUCGAAAAAGCUGUCGUGGCCACGCGGGUUCGUAGCAUCGGAUGUCGCGUUGUGGAUGUGGCAAUGGGCCCUUCCCACACUGCUGUCUUGACAGAAACUGGACAGGUCUUGACUUUCGGCCGCAACUGCGAAGGGCAGCUCGGUAAGGGCAACACUCGAACGGUUAAUAACCACGUCCUCGUCAGGUGUAUGGCUAACAGGGUAGUGACGAUGGUUCAGUGUGGAUCGACUUUCACCGUUGCUGGCACUCUGGAGAAUGCCCUGUACCUCUGGGGCACGAGGGCUGUCAGUCCUGUGACUCGGCCUAAUACCCAGGAAGGGUUCACGAAUACAUGGGGCCAGCGAAGUGUCCUCGGGUCAGUUGCCGCGCUCCAAAACAAGGACAAGGACAAAGAUCCAGAAUUUCACUUUGGAGGAGACAGUCGGCGUGACAGCAACGUGAGCAAUGGCAGUUUAAAUAAUUCCCAAGAUUCCCAGAAGCAAUCUGCAGACGAAGCCCAGAGACACCAGAGGAGCAUCAACAUGCGUGAUGUCUUACUUCAGCCGAAGGAAAUUCUGGCUCUGUACGCGUCGCCAGCUCAAAUUGCCAAAGGCGAGACGGUCAACCUAGCCAGUCUCCAUUGCCAAAACCAGAGCAUCUUUCUCGUGGUUGACACGACGGUGCCCAUACCCAGGGUAGGAAGAAACCCGGCAUCGUCCCCUGCUGGUUUCGAAGAGGCAUCGGGCAUGCCGGGAAACAAAGCAGGCGCCAAGAAGGUAGACAAUUCGAAGGACAAGAAGGAUGACAAGAAGGACAAAGGCGAUAUACAUGACGAUGAUGAUGAUAAUGAAGAUUAUGAUGAUGAUGAGGAUGUUCUCGUGGACAGCAUGGGGCCGGUUCCUGAUUGGCUGAAGGCAGAACUGGACGAAGCGAACGCCAUCUACAUUGGAGGAAAAGGCGACAAGAAGAAGAAGAAAAAGAGGAAGAAGAAGCCGAACCACAAGCCGCCUACGGCUUCCCUCCCGCCGUCUCCUUCAGAGAAGAACGGUCCGGAUCCCGCCGGUAAACCCCGAUUCAGUAAGAGCCCCAACAACAACGACCAUUAUAAUUAUAUCGACAACUACUCCGGUGACAAACAAGUGCCCUCCCGAGACCCUGCUCGAUCGCCCUUCGUCCCCUCGCCUCGCCAAGGUCGAAAGAAGAGCAACGAGACGAAGAAAGAAGCUGAGAAAAUGAAGAAGGAAAACGGGAAGAAGGACGAAGUGAUCAAGAUGGCGCAGGAGAAGGAAGAAGCCCUGAACCAGGAAAUAGAAAAGCUAAGGUCGGAGCUUCUUCGUCAGCAGGAGAUGCAGCAAAGGAUCAUCAGUGAUAAGUUAAAUGAUAUAAAAACGGACAACCCAAAGGAAAAGGAUUCUGCAGUAUGUGGCAUCAUGUAGAGGCAUCCGGAAAUCUCUUAAAAAUAAAUAAAUUUUCCAAUGGAUUGCGAAGGAAGACUUUUAAAAUAUUUCUGGUGCAAGAUUCUAAGAAAAGAUGCUCUAUAAAGGAGUCUUUUCAGAGAUUACAAGGAAAGAAUUUGUCCUAAGGGAAAACUCUAAGGCAAUAUUCUGUUCACAGAACUCUAAUGGAAGAGUCUUUUCAGAUUUAUGGGUUUUCUGAGACCUUCAAGAAUUGCCCCCUGUCUAGAGAUCUGUAAGUGAAAACUCUAAUUAUCAAAGACGCUGUCUGCAGAACUCUCAGGGAAGAUUCUUGUCAUAAAUCUCCAAGAAAAAGUUGUGCCUGAUGAUCUCUUAAAAGAAAGCUAUGAGGUUAGUUACUGACCACAGAACUCGCAAGAAGGUUUCUCAGAGAUCUUAAAGAACCAAUUCAACACAAAGAUCUGUAAAGGAAAACUCUUAAGAAACACCUUGUCCACAGAAUUUUCAGAAAGGGGGAUUUUUAGAGAUCUUCAAGAAAUUAUUCUAUCCAGAGAUCUCUGAGGGAAAACUCUAAUGAAAAAUAUUGUUCGCAGAACUCUUUUAAUGGAGGGACUUAACAUUGACCUUCAAGAAAAGAUUCUAUCUUCAGAUCUCUCAGGGAAAACUCUAUCAAUGGAGAGACUUUUCAAAGAGCUUCAAGAGAAAGGUUCUUCCCAAAUAUCUACGAAGGAAAAGUCAAAGGAAACGUGCUGUCCACAGAACCGGCUUUUCAUCAGUCUUCAAGAAAAGGUUCACUGGAACUCUAGGGAAAAAUUACUGUCGACAGAGCUCAAGGCAGGUUUUCAGAGAUUGUCAAGGAAAGAUGUCGCUCAGAAUUAUCAGGACAAGAUUCAGGGAAAGAAAUCUGUUAAAAGGCCCCAAAUGAAGAAUGAUUAAAGAAUUUUUCCCGAAAUCUGUGUGGGAAAGCUCUAACUAAUAAUAGUGUCAAGAAAUUUUCGAGGAAUGGCCCCAAACAAAGUAUUCAUUAUCAUUAACUGGUCAUACUGUAUAGAUAUGUGAUCAGAUACUAUACGAAGAACUCCUCCGUUGGUUGGUCUGAAUGCAGUUUAUUUGUGCAUGGAACCUUUGAUGGUAUAAGGCUGACUUAUUAGUCUCUAAAGAGAUGUUGUUCAGUAAUAUGUAAGAAUAGAUGUUGUCCAGAAAUUCCCAAGCAAUGUUACCCCUAGGGGCUUUUUUUUUUUUUUUUUUUUUUUUUAUUCAGAUUCACAAAGAAAUGUCUAAAUCGCAAGAGUUUCAACUCUCAGUGAUAUCUUUUACCUUUAAGAAUAGAAAUACUGAGUGAACUACACAGUUUGAUAUCAGAGCUAUCCAGGAAUGCUUUAUUUUUCGACUUUUUAGAUAAGUGUAAUUAUUCUAGUGUAUGAUAUAUGAAAUUCAAAUCUCCGUACGAGAUGAACUAGUGACCUUGCCCGUCAACCGGUAUUAUAACUUUGUAAAUGACAUUAUAUAUAGGAUAUACAACUAGUGUAAGGGUGUAAUUAAUAACAGACUUCCACAAAAAUGAAGCAGAUUCUUAUAUAGAGUAGAAAUGGAUACGUUCUUGAGAUAUAUAUAUAUAUAUAUAUAUAUAUAUAUAUAUAUAUAUAUAUAUAUAUAUAUAUACAUAUAUAUACGAAGAAGUUCUGCCGAAUGCAAUGUAAGUAGAUCUCAUAUCAUUGUGAUAUCUUUAAUCCGUCCAUUGUUACUAU